AUGUCUAUGCCGUACAACCAGCAUCUCGACGAGAAGGAGAAUCCUUUCGAUGAUUUCGAACACAUGAACCCACAGCCUAUCCCUUUGGCCGCUCCUCGGCCUGGUUAUGCCGCUCCCGUCUCUGCCCUCAUGCCCCCGGCUCCCUCCGCGACUCCCGACGGUCGUAUGAGCGCACAGUCGGAGAUGUCGGAGUACCGGGGGGGCAUGCCCGCGACUCCGCAUCCUCUUCAGCCUCCGAUGACUCCCAUCGCUCCUGUUUUCGCCCGUCCGGCUACCGCGCAAUCUCGCGAUGUCAAGUUCGCGAAGUCGAAUCCGAUCAUGCGUGGCGAAAUGGAGGGCACCGUACUCCCUCGUAGGGGCCAGCAGGGUGAUGAUUUCUGGAAGCGCUUCAGUAUGGUUGCCAAGGAUGAAGCAGGGGCCCCGAAGCAAAGCAUGUGGCUCAAGAAAACCCAGAGCGGGUCCACACGUCUUUCUCGGUGGGUCUGGGUUAUUGGCAUGACUCUCCUCAUCGUAAUUGCAGGAGCCAUUGGUCUUGGCUGGUACAUCGCUCACACCGACCCCACCCACGACGGCCCCACCGCUAUCGGCGGUAGCGCGAAUGAGAAGGCUUUGGCUACUGGAUCGUCCUCCACUACUGGCUCCUCGUCUACUAGCACUUCCUUCCACGUGACUCCCACGAAGACGGUUGCCCGACGCGAAGCCAACCCCAUACCGACGCCUUUGGCUAUAUACCCCUUGGAGGCUCGCGCGAAAGUCUCCGUUCACAAGAUGCACCACAAACGCCACUCGCUCAAUCACCUCGAUUGA
This is a messenger RNA of Epithele typhae, 807 nucleotides long. RefSeq lists its product as uncharacterized. The record is from RefSeq and is a predicted model, not a curated record. The transcript has 4 exons. The coding region runs from base 1 to 807 and encodes 268 amino acids. Lineage: Eukaryota; Fungi; Basidiomycota; Agaricomycetes; Polyporales; Epitheliaceae.